Chrysochloris asiatica (Cape golden mole) is the source of this 985-nucleotide messenger RNA. RefSeq names its product purine-rich element binding protein B (gene PURB). Gene Ontology annotation, molecular function: purine-rich negative regulatory element binding; DNA-binding transcription factor activity, RNA polymerase II-specific; RNA polymerase II transcription regulatory region sequence-specific DNA binding. Gene Ontology annotation, cellular component: nucleus. The coding region runs from base 13 to 966 and encodes 317 amino acids. The record is from RefSeq and is a predicted model, not a curated record. Gene Ontology annotation, biological process: regulation of transcription by RNA polymerase II. The transcript has a single exon. NCBI's taxonomy places the organism in Eukaryota, Metazoa, Chordata, Mammalia, Afrosoricida, Chrysochloridae.
GAGACAGAGAAGAUGGCGGACGGUGACAGCGGCAGCGAGCGCGGCGGCGGCGGUCCCGGCGGUGGUGGCGGCGGCUUCCAGCCCGCGUCCCGCGGCGGCGGCGAGCAGGAGACCCAGGAGUUGGCCUCGAAGCGCUUGGACAUCCAGAACAAGCGCUUCUACCUGGACGUGAAGCAGAACGCCAAGGGCCGCUUCCUCAAGAUCGCCGAGGUGGGCGCCGGGGGCUCCAAGAGCCGCCUCACGCUCUCCAUGGCCGUUGCCGCCGAGUUCCGCGACUACCUUGGCGACUUCAUCGAGCACUACGCGCAGCUGGGCCCCAGCAGCCCCGAGCAGAUCGCCGCGGCGGCCAGCGCCGAGGACGGCGGGCCCCGGCGCGCCCUGAAGAGCGAGUUCCUGGUGCGGGAGAACCGCAAGUACUACCUGGACCUGAAGGAGAACCAGCGCGGCCGUUUCCUGCGCAUCCGCCAGACCAUCAACCGCAUGGGCGGCGGCGGUGGCUUCGGCGGCCCGGGGCCCGGGGCUCUGCAGAGCGGCCAGACCAUCGCCCUGCCCGCCCAGGGCCUCAUCGAGUUCCGCGACGCGCUGGCCAAGCUCAUUGACGACUACGGCGGCGACGACGAUGAGCUGGCCGGGGGCCCGGGCGGCGGAGGCGGCGGGCCCGGCGGGGGCCUGGGCGGGGAGCUCCCCGAGGGCACCUCCAUCACCGUGGACUCCAAGCGCUUCUUCUUCGACGUGGGCUGCAACAAGUACGGGGUGUUCCUGCGAGUGAGCGAGGUGAAGCCGUCCUACCGCAACGCCAUCACAGUCCCCUUCAAGGCCUGGGGCAAGUUCGGCGGUGCCUUCUGCCGCUAUGCGGAGGAGAUGAAGGAAAUUCAGGAGCGCCAGAGAGAUAAGCUGUACGAGCGGCGCGCCGGGGGCAGCGGUGCGGGCGACGAGUCUGAGGGCGAAGAGGGGGAUGAGGAUUGAGAAGGCGGUUUCACCUAAG